Molecule: messenger RNA, 3383 nt
Organism: Danio aesculapii
Lineage: Eukaryota; Metazoa; Chordata; Actinopteri; Cypriniformes; Danionidae
Gene: taf4
Product: TAF4A RNA polymerase II, TATA box binding protein (TBP)-associated factor
Exons: 15
Coding region: 522-2993 (823 amino acids)
Biological process (GO): DNA-templated transcription; transcription initiation at RNA polymerase II promoter
Cellular component (GO): transcription factor TFIID complex
Molecular function (GO): DNA binding; protein heterodimerization activity; RNA polymerase II general transcription initiation factor activity
Source: RefSeq, a predicted model, not a curated record
GUCAUUUUGUCCAAAGCUCCUCACUGUUCACAUCGAAGAUGGCGGCAGGCUUUGACCUGCUAUAUAAGGAUUUCUGUAUUAAAAGAGUGGGAAAGAAACUUUUUACCGACACUUCAGGUUGUAUUAGAUUAGACGUUUCCACAUCUUGCCAUAAUAAGUUUGAGGUAAGCGCCCAGGCAGCCGGAAAAUCACCCCGCUGACUCCGGGAAAAGAGGCAAUUCAACUAGCUAAUGUUGACAUUUUGCGAGCUCUUGUACAUAUGAACAUAAUGAAAGCAGUCGCUCUUCAAGUGUGUUAGAUGAUUAUUUCUCCCAAGAGCAUUGUUACUAAUGGACUUGAGGUGACACGGGGCGCUUGUCAAAUCCUUAUUGACAUUGUGACACGAGACUCCCAUUCACUCACGCUUGUUUCCUUCGAAAAGCAACUGGAGGGAAAAGCCGAUGAAAACCCAAACUUCAUGAACUGAUGUGCCAGAGGCACAGAUGGAAGACAGCUAAGGCGAUCCGGUGUUUCUUAAUGCUAUGGUAACUACUUUGAUCGGGACGUCCACAGUGCAAACUUUGAACGGAGGCAAUGCAAUGGAUCCGCACACUGAAAGCGGCACUCCAGUGUCCAGUGGUCCAUCAUCAUCAUCGUCAGACGACGCUUCAACUUCUGUCCCGGUUGUUAAUAACGGGCCCGGGGUGGCGAAAGGACUCGGAAACGUCACGGUCGCCCCAAGCCCAAACACAGUGAUACAGUCUUCUUUCGGGACUCUUCCAGCCGCAGCAUCCAGUGCAGGACCCUCAGUGACAGUUGUCAGGCCAUCUAUGCAAACUGCUGGAACAGGUUUAACUAUUAACGGAAGUAAUAAUAAUACCACCGUUUCUGUAGCCAAUGUAGCGACCCCGGGAAUAACUACUACUUCAACUAACGUUACUACUACUAGUUCUACUACUACAACGACCCCUCUUUUGUUGAACCAGACUUCUGCAUCUGUCACAGCGAGCAAGUCCGAGUCUCCUAAAACUAUCAUCCAGCCCGCAGGCAGCAUGACUGUCGGCCCUGCAGUGGCCAAGGGGGCUGUUUUGCAGGGGGUUGCGAGAACCGCAGCUCCGGCAACUGUUGCGGUAGCAUCAGCAUCAUCCAGCCCGACCAUCAGGGCCAGCGCGCCACAGGUGUUAGCGCCCCGACUUCCCCAGAGCAGCCCGGGCCAGAACAUCCAGAAUAUCCAGCUACCUCCAGGUAUGGUGUUGGUGCGCAGUGACAGUGGUCAGCUGCUGAUGAUCCCACAGCAGAUGUUGGCACAAUUGCAGGCCCAGACUCAGGCCGCCCGCCCUGCUGCCCCCGCCAGCACCACCCCUGCGCAGAUCACUCCUGCUCAGGCACCUGGAACUCCUCUUAUGGCCCGACAGGUGACCCCGACCACCAUAAUAAAGCAGGGCUCUCAUACAGCCAGCAGCACAGCCACAACCACGCUCCAGAGACCACCUGUACAGCAGGCCUCCUCUGUGGGUCCAGUGCUGUCAGUGCAGGCAGGAGCCGCCCAGAGGACUGUGACUGCUGCCACAGGGACCACCGUCUCCUCAGCAACGGAGACAAUGGAGAAUGUAAAGAAAUGUAGGAACUUCUUGUCUACGCUGAUAAAGCUAGCCACUAGCGGUAAGCAGUCGUCAGAGACUGUCGCCAACGUUAAAGAGCUGGUCAAGAACCUGCUGGAAGGGAAGAUUGAAGCAGAGGAGUUCACCAGCAGGCUCUACAAAGAGCUCAACUCCUCUCCUCAGCCUUAUCUAGUGCCUUUCCUUAAGAGGAGUCUUCCAGCUCUGCGACAGCUCACUCCAGACUCCACGGCCUUCAUUCAGCAGAGCCAGGCCCUCCAGUCACCCGCUGUGGUGUUGACCAGCCCCAACACUGCUGGAGGCACCACCACUUCCCCUCGUACACUCACCCAGCCUGCCCUCAGCAACUCCAGUCAGACAGCCUCACUGGUGUUGCAGUCUCCUCAACAGGGGGCAAUAGUGAAGCCCCCUCAGGUCACCCUAACCACCACCCCGAUGGUCACGCUCAGGGGUCAACCUCACAGCCACAUAGUGGUGGGUCAGCCUCAGUUACAGCUCAAACAGAUCCAGACAGUGCCACUGAAGCAGGGUGUGAUGGCCAGCACCAAACUGGUUCAUAGCUCUGUCAAUUUAGCGGUUGCUCAAAAGAAUAAAGCCAAGGACGGAGCUGGAGGAACUUUCAGGGAUGAUGACGACAUAAAUGACGUGGCCUCAAUGGCGGGCGUUAAUCUUUCUGAGGAGAGCGCUCGUAUUCUGGCCACAAACUCAGAGCUGGUCGGCGCAGUCACGCGGUCCUGUAAGGAUGAAGCUUUCCUCUCCGCCAGUAUGCUACAGCACAAGAUACUAGAGAUAGGCCAAAGGUUUGGAGUGACAGAUCUGGGUCCCGAAGUGGUGAACAUCGUCUCUCACGCCACUCAACAAAGACUGCAAAACCUACUAGAGAAGGUUUCAUUGAUCGCCCAGCAAAAAAACAUGACUUACAAGGAGGAUAGUCGGUACGAGCAGGUGGAGGAUGUUCGCGCUCAGCUCAAGUUCUUUGAGCAACUCGACCAGUUGGAGAAACAAAAGAAAGAGGAACAGGAGAGAGAAAUUUUAAUGAAGGCAGCUAAGUCACGCUCGCGACAAGAGGACCCCGAGCAGCUGCGGCUCAAACAGAAGGCCAAAGAGAUGCAGCAACAAGAACUGGCUCAGAUUCGACAGAGAGACGCCAACUUGACGGCGUUGGCGGCCAUCGGACCCAGAAAGAAAAGAAAACCGGAUUCUCCUUCGCUCGGGAUCGACACAGAGGGCUCAGGCAUGUGCGCGAGUGCAUCCGGGGGCUUAAAUGCAGGAGCGUCGAGGCAGUUCACUCGCCAGCGCAUCACGCGUGUAAACCUCAGGGAUCUGCUCUUCUGUCUAGAGAACGAGAGAAGCACCAGCCACUCACAACUGCUCUAUCGAGCCCUUCUCAAAUAGCAGACACACACAUGUCCUUCCCUCAUUUCACUCACUCUCUUUGUCAUUCCCUUCAACUGUUUCUUUACCGCUCUUUUGUCACAGUCUCACAUACAGUGAUACCUUUCCUUUCUCAAGCUGACUCGUGCUCUUCUCUUUCUAAUUGUUUUCUUUUACAACUUUUACUUUUUGCCUUGUUUUUUUAGCUUUUCUGACCCUUUUUGGAUUUUACUCUUCAAAUUGUGUUAAAAGAAAAUUGCAAUUAUAUAUCAUGUUUUUCAUAGAAGGUGGCUUUGUAAUGUGCAGAUUACCUAUGUAAAAAAACAAACAAAACACAAAAACAAAAAGAAUUCACAGUGGAAAUACCCAUUCAUUUUAUAUUUGUGUUUUUAUAAAGAUGUUUUAAGAAAU